GACCGCUAGGUGGCGGAGGUUUUCAUUUUCUCAAACGCGAUGCAGCUGCAGCAGGCAUGUAAACAAAGAGUGUAGCUUUCUGUUUGCGCGUUAAAUCUCGCGUUAAAACAUGGGAAAGCGGGACAACAGGGUGCCGUACAUGAACCCCAUAGCUGCUGCUAGAGCUAGAGGACCUGCGCCUCUCAACGGCCCCACCAUACAGGAUUAUCUCAGCAGACCUCGACCAACAUGGGAGGAGGUAAAGGAGCAGCUGGAGAAGAAGAAGAAAGGCUCUAGAGCUUUGGCUGACUUUGAGGAUAAAAUGAACGAGAGAUGGAGGAAGGAACUGGAGAAAAACAGAGAGAAAAUCCUGGGAGAAAGAAAUCCUGAGAAGAAAGAAAAAGAAAAAGACAAGGAGAAGGAAAAGAAAGAGAAAGAAAAGGAUAAAGACAAGAAAGAGAAAAAGAAAAAGGAAAAGAAAAAAUCCAGUAGGCAUUCUUCGUCUUCUUCCUCCUCCUCAUCGAGUUCUGAUUCCUCCAGCAGCUCGUCAUCCGAGUCCGAAGAUGAGAAAAGCACGAGGAAGAAACGGAAAAGAAAGCGAUCCUCGGCACGGAAAGCGACGGACGAAUCUGAUGCAGAGUCAGAAACAGACAGCAAGGAAUCGUCCAAGAAGAAAAAGAAAAAACUCAGGGAGGAGGGAGAGAAAGAUAAGGAGGAAAAGGGCAAAAAGGACGAGUCUGAAUUAGACGAUGAUGGUGAGUCCAGAAAGAAAAAGCGGAGUAGUGAAGAGAAGGAGAAAAGCACAGACAAAUCAAAGAAAAAGAAGAAGCGGAAGCAUAAAAAACACAGCAAGAAGAAAAAGAAGAAGAGCUCAGGAUCGGACUAGACAAGAGUUCAGGAGUGUGGCAUCCUGACUGAACUGAACAUGAUUGGAGCCCUUCCCCUGUCGCUGGAAAACCUGACUGAUGUCUGCCAGUGGGACUGUGAAAGCUGCUCGACUGUAGCAGUGUGUCUUCCUGCUUAAGCAGGGUGUUGAUUGUAUGUGUGGAUGGAUGGAUGGAUGGAUUUGUUUUGUGUUAGGAGACCAAGAGGGGUUGUGAGCUUGAAUACACUUUUUUUUUUUUUUUAAUUUUUGCUUGAGUUUUUUUUAAGCAGAAGUUUGUGUCCCCAAUAAAGAGCUGUUAUAACAUUAGAUAACUGUUUUGUUGCUCGUGAAGAUUUUAAAGGAACACUUUGUACUAGGGCUGGGUGAUAUGGCUGCAAACUGUAUCACGAUAUCAGUGUUUCAUAUCGGUCGAUAUCGAUAAGUAUUGAUAUUUUUCUAUGACCCAUUUAAAAUAAGGACUAGGAGAAAAAUAUAUUACAUUUAAACAUUUUUAUUUUAAACUUAUAAUAUCCAAAAAACUGCCAUACUGGCGAGCUGACGUUUCCUCUUUUAUUUACAAUUUCCUCUCUUGCUGUGGCUCAUUUUCUGCUUAUCAGUCGCCGGUUACUGAAGAGGAAUCCAGCAGACCAGCACGAGACAACGAUAUGGCGCAACCAAACAUGAUACUGUUACAUGAUUGGCUCCCUACGUUGCUAGGUUACCAGAGAGAGAGUGCCUAAGUUAAUGCAACCAAACUUGCUUCGCAACCUCUCUUUUCUUCCGACGAAGAAUAAAAAAUAUCGAACGUUUUAUCGAUUUAUCGAAAAAUUCCACAUUUUUAAUUGAUAUCGAACACGUAUCUAUCGCGAUACAUAUCGUUAUCGUUUUAUCGCCCAGCCCUACUUUGUACAUUACUACUUGGAAGGUGACUUGCUCUUGCAAUGAAACUACACUUUGUGACAUGAUGCUAAGCAGUGAAACUUGAGAUAUAAACAGCAGCCUGAACCAAAAAAAAUCACAAAAGACUGGUAAUAUUGUGACUUUUUUUAAAGAAGCACUGAAAGUCUAGAAUUAUUCUCAGGUAUCAAAAUUUAAGACUGCGCCUUUAAGGAGCAGCUAUGAACAGACAGACUUGAAUCUGUCUUACAGUAUCAGUAUAUAUUAAGAAAAGAAGUUGUGAUACUGUUAAUGUUCUAAGCAGUGAGUUUUAUCUUUGAGUCAUGCUUCAAAUGAAUGAACUUAUUUACUGAUUAUUCUGAUUUACUCACAAAAAAAACAAAAAAAAACAACAGAAAAUACCCCUGCACUUUUAUUUGUUAUUUUACUGGGUUACUAUAAAAUGGAUUAAAUUCCUUUUAAUCUCAUUAAUUUGUCAUCUCAUAUAUAGUCAGCUCCAGAAUUAUUGGUAAAAAUAAGUCUUAUGAUAAAAUGUUUUUGUGAUUAUUUAUCUUAUCCUUCUUACAUUUGUACAAACGUGUAUAGUUUUAUGUUCUGCUGUGUGAUGUAGAACAGGAUGCAGCUGAAGGACAGAAAUAUUAAUUUGAGAAACAUUUGGGGCUUUUUUUGCUGUCUUUAAUAUACAAAAUUUUACUUCUCAUAUUUUAAGUUGAUGUUGAUUUGGUAAAAUUUUGGCCAUGGUAUUGGUGUGAUUGUUCUGUGUUCAGAAGCCCAUAAUAUAUAAUUAACAAAACUUUACAGACAGAGAAUUAACAGGAUUAUCAGGGGCAAGACAUGUUCACAGCAGAAUAUCCAGGAGAGGACAAACAUUUAAGGGUUAAUCAAGUAUGGAAACUGGUCACACACAGGGAAGACAAAUUAUGUAUUCACUUCUCACAAAUGCUUAUCUAAUCAACAGCAACGUCCUCCCUCAAGGCCUCCCCAUCUUGUCCUGGCUUCCUGCUGUCCUGCACCUGUUUCAACUGAACAACUAAUUACACAGUCUUCCUAAAAUGGAACUGGUGUAUUAACUGGGAAAAUACCAUCUAUGUAUCACUAUGUGCAGAACAGAGGGCAAUACAGGGCAAGGGUUAGGAACCUGUAUUAACCUUUAUCCAAGGAGGCAGCUAAAGUUUAACAAGUAUUUUGUGACCUCUUGUGGUCAUAAGGAGAACUGCAUGUAGCAACUGGUCGACACUUGAAGAAGUAUCUACUGAGUAAACUGAAUCAGGCUUGGUGUAGUAAAGAUGCAGUAACAGGUAUAGCAAUUGACUCUGAAAAGUUUCAGAGUUUUCCAAAAAAUCAAAAGGUCACAGGCUUAUUUUGUCUUUAAAAAGGUUUGUGUACUACUCUGAAAUUUUAACAUCCAUUUAAUAAAUAGUGAGUCUAUUUAAUAAGAAUAAGUAUCUGAUCUGCUUCCAUGAUACCAUUAAAUAAAACCAGUUUGCAGUUUA
This is a messenger RNA of Tachysurus vachellii, 3234 nucleotides long. RefSeq names its product family with sequence similarity 133 member B (gene fam133b). The record is from RefSeq and is a predicted model, not a curated record. NCBI's taxonomy places the organism in Eukaryota, Metazoa, Chordata, Actinopteri, Siluriformes, Bagridae. The transcript is spliced from 11 exons. The coding region runs from base 110 to 865 and encodes 251 amino acids.